Molecule: messenger RNA, 3164 nt
Organism: Pisolithus orientalis
Lineage: Eukaryota; Fungi; Basidiomycota; Agaricomycetes; Boletales; Pisolithaceae
Product: Pkinase-domain-containing protein
Exons: 7
Coding region: 230-2785 (851 amino acids)
Biological process (GO): regulation of MAPK cascade; intracellular signal transduction; protein phosphorylation
Cellular component (GO): cytoplasm
Molecular function (GO): protein serine/threonine kinase activity; ATP binding
Source: RefSeq, a predicted model, not a curated record
CGACGACGACGCCUCAUAGCAUUAUUAUUAUCAGCCAUCUCACAACCACACCCAACUCAUACCGCGUUGCCGCUCCUGCGGACGACGUCGACGAUCGUAUUACGACGGCUAAUCACCACCAGGGCUCCACAUCUGCCUCGUUGCCAGCAGCUUUGCCUUUUCCUCGCCACUAGCUCAUACCCGACGACGACAGUUCCCUCAAUUCUUGCUCUUAUUUCAACUAUCGAUAAUGGCCUUCAGUCAAAUCACUGCAACCAAUCUAACUCCUUCCAGACCCGCUCCCCAGGCACCUGUACGACGAACAACCGAUACCACGCCUUCUUAUAAUCAUACCUUACAGAACACUGGUUACAGUGCCACCUUCUCAUCCGGCUCCUCUUAUUCUCCAGACUAUACUGGUAUCGGGGGCUCCCCUCUUCGGCAUCCAGACAGCACUCUCUGUUCCAAUGUGAUUCGGUACGGGAUGGUCAGCUUGAAGGAGGAGGGCUUCGCCAGCUUCAUGUUUCUGAGAAAAUGGCUCCUGCUCAGGGAAGAGACGUUAUCGAUACAUAAAAACGAGUCUGCACCUCAGCAGAGCGUAAUCCCACUCAAGGAUAUCACGAACAUCGAACGAGUCGACUUGAAGCCGUACUGUCUACUGCUCGAAACAAAAGAUAAACGAUAUCAUCUGUCUCUUAAGAACGACGAAGAGCUUUACGGUUGGCAAGACGAUAUCUAUUCUCGCUCUCCGUUGAUGGGCGUGAGCAACCCAACCAACUUCGUACACAAAGUACACGUUGGCUUUGAUCCAAUCACCGGGGCCUUUACCGGUAUGCCUGAGCAAUGGAGCAAACUGCUCACGAAAUCCGCUAUCACUCGGGAGGACUAUGCAAAGGAUCCCCAGGCUGUCCUCGAUGUACUUGAGUUCUAUACUGACCACCAGAAGCGUGAGCUGGAAGAAAUGGGCAUGGGCAUGCCUCCCGUCACGCGUUCCCUAUCGGGUAAUUCAGUCGGCACACUCUCACCGUACACCGCGGAUGGCCCCUCCGCACCCCCACGGUUUAACGCCGGCACCGGCCUUGGCGGGACUACCCUUGCGAAACUGGACACUCGGCCUCCCGCAAUGAAACGCCAGGACUCCGCGCCGGCGGAAAUGAGUGCCCCUCCGGCCCCCUCCCAGAAUGGCUUCGCUUCCACCGCACUUGCUGCCGCUAGGGCCGCGGAGCUCGUGAACAGCUCCCAUACCCAACACACGAGCUCGUUGUCAUCAAGUCAGGGAGGCAGUGCACGUCCGCCAAUCCCAGCGAUACUCCAGGGAUCAAACCCCUUACAAGCUACGCGCCCCGCACCCCCUCGCCCACUUCUGACAGCUACGCGCCCCGCACCAGCCGCACCGAAGCCAGUGGUGCCCGCUCACACGCCCUCCUCAGUGGACUUACGUGCACGGGCCCAGGCUCGCAAUGUCCCUGAGCAGGGUGCACCAAAGCCUUCUUUGGACAAAGCGCCAACUGUCGACGCUCUCGCCCAAAAAGAGCGCGAGCAGAGAGAGCAACGAAGGCGCGAGGAACGGGAGAGGGAAAGAGAGAAAGAACGGGAGCGGGAGAAGGAGAAGGAGCGAGAACGCGAGAGACAGCUAAAGGAACAAGGCGAUGGACAACAGCAAAGACCUGCUUUACCACCUGCCAAAACUUCACCGGCUGGUUCUCAGCCCGCCACACACCCCGCCGCCGGGCCUGCAGGUGCAACUGUUGGCCCGCCACCCGUGAAACCACUGCAACCCAUUAAGAAGAAGGAUGUUCCCACACCUGAGGUCACUGUCACUGCUACGGAAGGCGAGGACCCCGCCGUCGCGGAGGCUGCGCGGAAGCUGAAUGAGAAGCCCAAGGAGAAAGAGAAGCGCAUAAGCACGAUGACAGAAGCCCAGAUUAUGGAGAAACUCCGGUCCGUCGUUUCGGAGGACGACCCGAAGACACUGUACAGUAAGAUCAAGAAAGUCGGACAAGGGGCAUCUGGUCAUGUCUACGUUGCCAAAACACUGGCAAACGGAAAGAAAGUCGCUAUCAAGGAAAUGGAUCUCUCUCACCAGCCACGGAAGGAACUUAUCGUAAACGAGAUUCUCGUCAUGAAGGAGUCGCAACACCCCAAUAUUGUCAACUUCCUCGAUGCUUACCUUGUCAAGAAUACGGAACUUUGGGUUGUUAUGGAGUUCAUGGAAGGAGGUGCCCUCACUGAUGUCAUAGAAAACAACACGCUAGAAGAAGAUCAGAUCUCGAGUAUAUGCUUGGAGACUUGCCAGGGCCUGUGUCAUCUACACAGUCAAUCCAUCAUUCACCGCGAUAUUAAAUCCGAUAACGUAUUGCUGGAUGCCCAGGGUCGGGUCAAGAUCACCGACUUCGGUUUUUGCGCCAAGCUCACCGACCAAAAGUCUAAACGUGCUACCAUGGUGGGCACCCCUUACUGGAUGGCACCCGAAGUUGUCAAACAGAAAGAGUACGGUGCUAAAGUUGACAUUUGGUCGCUUGGUAUUAUGGCCAUCGAGAUGAUUGAAAACGAACCGCCAUAUCUGGACGAAGAGCCGUUGAAGGCGCUCUACUUGAUCGCUACAAACGGGACGCCGACGCUCAAAAAGCCGGAAGCAUUAAGCAAAGAACUGAAGAGCUUCCUUAGCGUGUGUCUUUGCGUCGACGUACGGAGCCGGGCCAAUUCGAGCGAGUUGUUAAAUCACGAGUUUAUGAAGAAGGCCUGCGCACCGUCCGGUCUAGCGUCUCUGUUACGAUUUAAGACAAAGCCGCAAGCAGCAUCGUGAUAGGUUACCCCUCUCUCGAUUCGAUUGAUUCGAUUCUCUUGCAAUGUAAUCUAUUUUCUCCCCUGACCUGACCCAUGUGGUAUCUUUUUUUCUUUCUCCUUGUAAUACACCCUUAUCUUCCGCACGCUGGGCAGCACUACAACGAACUGGUUUCCUCUAGCCGAUACAUAACUACCACGCCCGUCCGUCUUCCCUGUUUGUCAGGACAGUCUAUGGAUGUUGGAUGUGACUACGAUACUGGUUCCCGUUUUUCGCAACCCACCUCCGCACUUCUUUUCUUUUCUUUUCUUUUUGGUUUUUUCAAUCAUUCAUGUUGAUAUUUCUCCUUAGUUGCCUAGCAAUGAAAUUGUUGUAAUAACCUUGAGAUUUACAUAAAGGC